AUGGAGUCAGAGGUCCCAAGACUCGUUUUCUAUGUCCUCGCUGAAACCGUUUUCGCUAUAUACAAAACUCAUCAACACUGGCCUCAGAUUCUUGAAUGGCUUGUGUCGUCUAUCGCUUCAAACGACGACGACAAGUUUCGUGAAGUCGCGCUGUUGGUUUUGUGUUCGUUGCCAAACGAUUGUUGUUUUCUUGUUUGCGAUGCUCUCCGCGACCGCCGCCGCCUUCUUCAUUCGUCGUUCUUGAUUUCUCUGGCGUCGUCGAACCCUAACGUUCAGGUUGCGUCGUUUGGUGCGGUUGUGAGUUUGGUUCGGUUGUUCUCUGAUCCUUCACUGUUCCAUGAGCUCUUACGCGCGAUGAUGGCUGGCGUGUUCACACUAUUGCACGGUUUCGAAGGUACCUAUUUUCGAAUCGCGUUCGUUGAGUUGAUAAAUCUAGUGUCUCAAGAGCCUCUUCUGUUGAAGCCUUACGUGAGUGACAUGGUUCUCGACGCGCUUCAGAUCGCGGAGAGUGAGGGUUUGACCAAAGAAACGCAUCGUUUGGCGUUUGAGUUGGUUAUGGCCAUGACUGAGGUAAAAGAGUACGGUGAACACGUGUGGCUGAACCUUCCUUCUCAAACUGUGGUUAGGUUGUUCCUCGUUUCUAUGAAAAUGCUUCUGUGUAUUGAAGAGGAUGGUGGUGUUGGUGACCAUGACCAUGACCAUGACCAUGACUUUGGAAUAAAGUGUUUGAAACAACUUUGUGUUACACUUGGAGGGAGUAAAGUAUUGGCAAUUGCUUCAGAACUGUUGCCUCUUUACUUGGAUUCCAAGGAAUGGAAGAAGCGCCAUGCUGGAAUUACACUGCUUACUGUGAUCUCAAAAGAGUUCUCUGAUGAAAUGGUAUUGAUGGAAAAUUUUCUUGGGGAAGUGCUGACCAAAGUUUUGAAUUCAUUCCAAGACUCUCAUGCUCAAGUUAGGUUGGCAGCUUUUAAUUUUAUGGAGACGCCUACAAACUUUGUCCAUGUGGCGCAAACCCUUUAUCAUCCUAGGCUUCUGAAUGCUUUUUCUAUUGCACUUGACAAUGAUCAGGACUAUAAAGUGAAGGAAAAAGCUGCCUCAGCAAUGCUAUUCUUUCUAAGGAACACUCUUCCAGAGAGCUUAACUAUGUUCAAGGACGUGGACACCGAAAUGGGCAAAUUGUUGUCAUUGCUUCAGGUAAAAAGAAGUGUUAAGCAAAGAAGAAUUGCUUUGUCAACUUUCAACUUAGUUGCACAGCGGUGUCAUGAAGUAGCUCACAAGUAGUCUUGGCGAGAGGAUUUUGUUAUUAGUAAAUCACAAUUAUUUAGUUGUAUUCACAUGCCCUAGUUUGCAUCAUGGUACCAUUUUCUUCUUUUUUGUCACCUUUUCCUACACCUCUUAACGUGCACAUCUAGACAGACCAGAGGGAAAUCAUCUGUGUUUGC
Molecule: messenger RNA, 1442 nt
Organism: Gastrolobium bilobum
Lineage: Eukaryota; Viridiplantae; Streptophyta; Magnoliopsida; Fabales; Fabaceae
Exons: 4
Coding region: 1-1281 (426 amino acids)
Biological process (GO): protein import into nucleus
Cellular component (GO): cytoplasm; nucleus
Molecular function (GO): nuclear import signal receptor activity
Source: RefSeq, a predicted model, not a curated record